This is a messenger RNA of Trichoderma reesei QM6a, 4690 nucleotides long. RefSeq lists its product as uncharacterized. The transcript has 5 exons. Gene Ontology annotation, biological process: inositol phosphate biosynthetic process; inositol metabolic process. Gene Ontology annotation, molecular function: 5-diphosphoinositol pentakisphosphate 1-kinase activity; inositol hexakisphosphate kinase activity; diphosphoinositol pentakisphosphate kinase activity. The record is from RefSeq and is a predicted model, not a curated record. The coding region runs from base 292 to 4602 and encodes 1436 amino acids. Gene Ontology annotation, cellular component: cytosol. NCBI's taxonomy places the organism in Eukaryota, Fungi, Ascomycota, Sordariomycetes, Hypocreales, Hypocreaceae.
AAUUCGUCGCCCUCCACCCUGCCGUCCAGGCAAUCCCGCAGCGUCUCCGUCUCGUCCUUCACGGGCUCCGUCAGCAGCAAGAGCCGCUAUGCCGAGCCGGGCACCUCCGAGGUCCACGCCGAGCGAUCUAGCUUCUCCAGCAGCCCUCACUCCUCCAACCCUUUCAAAGGCGCUCGACCGACCUGGAACAGCGGCCGACGACAAUCAACCGCAUCCGAAGUCUUGACCGAGGAGCUCUAUCUGGGAGAGUCGCAGCAGAAUCCGGUCUUCGUCGACGGCGACACCCCACGAAUGCGUCCCAUUUCAGAUGCUCCCGCAAGCCACACGGCAGCCCCCGAAGCAGCCCUGCCCUCGAGGUCAUCGUUCUCAGACUCCCAUUCGAUUCGAUCCAAACGCCUGUCGGGGACAUCGCUGUACUCGCUGGCUUCGGCUCGUGGUGUCAUCAGCCCGCCGCAGUCCAACCCGGUGUCUGAUCAGAAUCCCCCUCCGCGAUCGGUACCAAGCCUGAUGUCCUCUGGGAAAGGGCCAUCCUCGGCCCAGUCGGACACUGCAUUAUCCGGCGUCACCGUGACCACUUCUUCUGGUAAUCAGUCGGGACACGGGUCUUCUAACAACCAUAGCCUUGCGGCAAGAGAGACGCAGUCGCCGCAUCACGAUCUCGUCCGGCGAAACCAACGGUCCGAAACAACAGCUCCCAUGCGAAGCAGCCAGCCCGAUCGCUCUCGGAGUAGAGCUAAACGACGUUUCAGCGGAAGCACUGCGUACAGCAGCCAGAGUCCGAGUAGCGAACGAGGACCUCACCAUCGGGAGAAGGAAGAAGCCAAACCCGCGCCUCUGGGCGUCAUUGGUAUCUGCGCUCUCGACAUCAAAGCCCGAAGCAAGCCGAGUCGAAACAUCUUGAAUCGUCUGAUUGCGAACCGCGAGUUUGAUGUCGUGGUGUUCGGUGACAAGACCAUUCUUGACGAAGAGGUUGAAAACUGGCCUAUGUGUGACUAUCUGAUAUCGUUCUACUCUGAUGGAUUUCCCUUGGACAAGGCUAUUGCUUAUAUCAAAACGAGAAAACCCUUCUGCGUCAACGAUGUGCCAAUGCAAAAGAUCCUCUGGGACAGGCGUGCAUGCCUGCGUCUACUUGACAAGAUUCAAGUUCGCACGCCCAAGCGCCUUGAAGUGACACGGGACGGCGGGCCAAAGGUCCUUACUCCGGAGAUGACGAAAUACAUCAAGGAGGUUUCCGGAGUGACGCUGGAACCGACCGAUCCCGAAAAGAAUCCGCCGCCCAAAAAGGUCGAGCUCUUAGAAGACGGCGAUGUUCUCAGCGUCGAUGGAGCACUACUCAAGAAGCCUUUUGUCGAAAAACCAAUCAGCGGCGAGGACCACAACAUCAUCAUUUACUUCCCAAAGAGUUCCGGAGGAGGUGCACGCAAACUGUUCCGAAAAGUUGGAAACAAGAGCUCCGAGUACGUCCCGGACCUCAAUAUCCCCCGGGCCAUUACCGAGCCCGAGAGCAGCUACAUAUAUGAGAGCUUCAUGGAGGUGGACAAUGCCGAAGAUGUCAAGGCCUACACUGUCGGGCCUUCGUAUUGCCACGCCGAAACCCGCAAGUCGCCCGUUGUCGAUGGUAUCGUUAGGCGGAACACGCACGGCAAGGAGCUGCGCUACGUGACGAGCCUCGGUGCUGAGGAACGAGAAAUUGCCCGCAAGAUCUCGACCGCCUUCGGACAACGAGUCUGUGGGUUUGACUUGCUCAGGGCUUCGGGGAAGAGCUAUGUCAUCGAUGUCAACGGCUGGAGCUUCGUCAAGGACAACGAGGACUAUUACGAGCAUUGCGCCAAGAUUCUGAAGGAAGUCUUCAUCAAGGAAAGACUUCGCCGUGGUGGUAGCAUAACAUCACCGCCCCAAGCUCCUUCUCCCGCCCCUUCUUCGGAGGUCGACCCCAUUGCCAAGGCAGGACAGUCGAUGACCGAACGCGAGCAAGGAGGGGCUGCAGACACCACGGGCGCCACUGCCAGCGUGCCCAUUCCUGUGGCCAAGCAAAACAACCGCUCGACGCAAGCUGAGCAUGCCGGCCAAGUUGAGUCUGGGCCAGGCGCCCCUAGCGGUACGGCAUCGCCUACAAUCGAGAGCAACCGGACGUCGGUUGGCCAAAGCACAUCAGGGAGCCCCUUACUACCGCAGCCGCUGCUGCCGCCUACAGAUGUCGUGUCGCCCAGCGUCUUCUCGUCCACACCCAGGUCUAGCAAGGAUUCGUCACAGUCUCCUACCGCCUUAGCGCCCCAGGAGGAAGCAGAGGCCGAACCCACGCCUCCCCCUCCUCCUCCCCCCAAACACUCGUGGAAGUUGAAGGGCAUGGUUUCGGUCAUCAGGCAUGCUGACAGAACUCCGAAGCAAAAGUACAAGUUUACCUUCCAUACCGAACCAUUCAUCGACCUGCUCAAAGGUCAUCAGGAAGAGGUGCUCCUUAUUGGGGAGCCUGCCCUAGCGAGCGUGAUACAGGCAGUGGAUGUUGCCUACCUACAAGGCGUCGAGGACCGAGAAAAGCUCAGAGCUCUCCGGAAUGUACUUGUGAAGAAGGGAAGCUGGGCCGGUACCAAAGUACAGAUCAAGCCCAUGUUCCGCAAGAAGAAGCAGGAUCCCGCGCCGGAAGAAGCUGAGGAAACCUCUCAACCAGGUGAACAGACUGGCGAAGACACGCCGAUAGCCCCCGGAAACGACACAGGCAAACGUGAGGGGCGAUCCCCGAAGCGACAUGAUUCUAUUUCAGAAGUCACCAUGUCGAAGUUUACCGCUGCUGAAGAGAGCCUUGUGCUCGACAAGCUCCAGCUCAUCGUCAAAUGGGGUGGCGAGCCGACCCAUUCGGCGCGGUAUCAGUCGCAGGAGCUGGGCGAGAACAUGCGCAACGAUUUGAUGCUGCUGAACAGGGACAUUCUCGACGAGGUCCAUGUCUACAGCAGCUCUGAGAGGCGGGUCACCGCCAGUGCACAGAUCUGGGCAUGUUCCUUUUUGGGCCAAAAGGAGCUGCCGGAGGACUUCAUCACCAUCCGCAAGGACCUCUUGGAUGAUUCAAACGCCGCCAAGGACGAGACGGACAAGGUGAAGAAGAAGCUCAAGGGCCUACUACGCGAGGGCAACGAACGCCCGGCGCAAUUCGCGUGGCCCGAGAAUAUGCCCGAGCCGUCAGAGGUGCAAAACAGGGUCGUGCAGCUGAUGAACUUCCACCGCCGGGUACUACAGUACAACUACGGCAAGCUGCACAGCAGCAACGCCGCCACGGCUCUCAACGCCAUCUCGAACCCGAGCUCCGAGAAGCUCAACGGGGAGGGAUCGAGUUCGUCGCUUUCGUCAGCGCUAUCGCAGGCUAAUGCCGUCAACAACAUCCAGCCCAGAUGGUGCUGCGGGGAAGAUGCGGAGCUCUUCCGCGAGAGGUGGGAGAAGCUUUUUGCCGAGUUUUGUGACGCAGAGAAGGUGGACCCUAGCAAGAUCUCUGAGCUCUACGACACGAUGAAGUUCGAUGCUCUUCACAACCGGCAAUUCCUGGAAUGGGUCUUCACCCCGCCGAGGAGCAUGCUUGAGGAAGAAUACGGCGUCAAAGAUGGCAAGGCCAAGGACGGCGAGGAUGUCAAGGGGGGAGCGACCGCGGCAGUGGACGACAAGGCCGCAGGGGCCUCUUCUGACAAUUCUGACAAGAAUGAGGGUUCCAACCGCUCAGCAACUGUUCGGAAGCUCUUCCGGCGACGGUCCUUCCUCAACGGCCUCCGCCACAUGAAUGACGAGGCGCCCCCCGAGCAGUACUUUAGGCUAUACAAGAGCAACAGUGGCGUGGGAGAGAAGACGGAUCCACGGAACGAGCCGCUUCAGGAGCUCUACCGGCUGGCCAAGGUUCUCUUCGACUUCAUCUGCCCGCAAGAGUACGGCAUCUCGGAUAGCGAAAAACUGGAAAUCGGUCUCCUGACGUCCCUGCCGCUCCUCAAGGAGAUUGUGCAGGAUCUGGAGGAGAUGCAGGCCUCCAAUGACGCAAAGUCCUUCUUCUACUUCACCAAGGAGUCGCACAUCUACACUCUUCUAAACUGCAUCAUUGAGGGCGGCAUCGAGACUAAAAUUAGUCGCAGCACUAUCCCUGAGCUGGACUAUCUCUCACAGAUUUGCUUCGAGCUGUACGAGUCGGAAGUGAACCCGCCGCCGGAGGAGGGCGACGAGCCCGCAUUUGCCUACAGCAUUCGCAUCACCAUUAGUCCUGGUUGCCAUGUUUUUGACCCCUUGCACGUCCAGCUCGAUAGCAGGCAUUGCAUCGGAUGCGCGCCACGACGCAGUCUCACGCCACAUUUGGAUUGGUUGCAAGUGAUCAAGACGCUGCGUGCCAAGUUCAACCAGGUCAAGUUGCCAAAGACCUUCCUGGCCAUCAACCUGUCGGACGCCUUUACCUUCGAAGAGCACGACAAACAGGGGAGCGACCAGGAGGGGGGCCUAGAGAUGAAGUCAGUCAUCGCUAAGAACAUGGCACCCGCUGGUGCUGGCAUUGGCGAAAGCACCAUCAGCAAUGCGCUUGCCGCCGAUGCAGCUGCUUCUAUCGCCGAUCCCAAGGAUACAACUAUCGAUCCGGCUUGAUGUGCGUGAAGGACUCUCGUGCAGUAGCCGUAGCCCUACAAGGCGGCUGGACACACUGACCAUGCUGAGUGACAGCGAUGCCCUGGCU